Dentiscutata erythropus is the source of this 252-nucleotide messenger RNA. Lineage: Eukaryota; Fungi; Glomeromycota; Glomeromycetes; Diversisporales; Gigasporaceae. The record is from the annotation of a GenBank genome assembly.
UAAAUGCAGCCCCUUACAGUUCAGCAGAGAGAACAGAAUUAAUGUUCGAGCUUAUAUAUAAUAAGGUCUAUUAUUUUGGUGGAUAUGGAGUUAAUGGUGCAAUGAAUGAUUUUUUUUAUAUUGAUUUGACACAGCCAUUUUAUAGUUUUUCACCUCCAUAUCAAUUCAUAUCAUAUAUAGAUUUUAGGGGUGGAGCUAGUGCUAGCUCUGAUACAAAUAAUAUAUAUGUUUUUGGUGGUUAUAGUAGUACUG